UGCUGACUGGUGUUCGGACCUAUCCCAAGAAAAGCACCUCCAUUCGGUCGUCCGAUUGCGUGGGGAGACACGUGCGGGCUGCAGCAGUGAUACACAAAGUGUACGCCAGUUUGCGAGUGAGAUUUUGUUUCGCAACAAGGAUAACAAGGUUUUGUUUAGCAGCAGCCGAUGGUGCAUGGUGAAGUUCUUUGUGUAACUGUGUAAACAGUGCUUUAGGAUUGAAGUUAUGAAUAGCUGCGGCUUUGAUUGAUCCUUUGUCGCCAAUUCGGAAGUGCAUUUCUGACGCUGACGCUCUUGACAUGCAAUCGGGAGUCCAGAUUUACUGCCGAGCCGUGCAUUGCAGUGAGAGAGCGGAACUGUUCGGCUGAUGAGAAAACUACUGAACUGACGUUUUCCUGAAGAUGAGGCGCCUGUUAGCAUGCAAGCGAUGCAGUGGGAUUUUGUGCGGAUUUUGAUUGUGGAGUGGAAUGCAAGAAGCGCUGCAAAACAUAACCCUGCAAGUGCCGGAGAAAAAAUACCGAUGUGAUUGAAGCUGUCAAAAAGAACGGUCUUCCUACCGGGGUACAUCGAAACGAUCCAGCUUCCCGUUGCCAGUGGUAAAUGUGUUGAUAUCUAUCCAGUAGAACCGCAGUGGAAAAUCGAUAACACCACCGUAACUGGUUGCUGGUGUAAUGGCACCAGGACAAACUAUCACUGAAUUCGUUCACCGGAGCAAACGGCCUUCUCCUCAGCUGGUUGACCCGUAAACCGCGUGUUGGGAAAAAAGAAAUACAGCGAACAGGUGAAGUGAGGGAUAACAGAGAGAAAAAAAAACCCGUAAAGUAUGAACUUUUGUGGCUGGUGGAAAAUUUUCAAGCGAAAAAAUGCUAUCGAGGACGAGAAUGACUCGGAGCAGUACAAGGCAGUUCGCACCAAACAGCAGGACGUUGCUGUCGGGGCCGAGGCUAGGACCGAUGAAGCGUCCCGCAAAUCGGCCAACGGUCGGUCGCCAUGUAAUGAAGUGAGAAAUGUGCACGUUUCUGCCGACGGCGUCGCCGAGACAGAACUGAAAAAUGUGAAGAUGGUGCAGCAAGCGGAAAAGGAGCCGGAAAUUAGAACCGAUCCCGUUAAAGGUAAUCCGAGAAAUAAAAGCGCCCUCAAACCCGGCCACUCGUUGAUGGACUGGAUCCGACUGGGUAAUUCAGGACUGGAUUUAGCAGGAAACGGUGGCAAAGCACGACCCGUUAGUCACUCAGAAUUGGCGCUUCACAACAAGCGAGACGACGUCUGGUUGGCGAUUCGGGGGAAAGUUUACAACGUUACGCGUUACCUGGACUUUCAUCCUGGCGGUGUCGAUGAGUUGCUGCGAGGUGCCGGCAAAGAUGCCACUAAGCUGUUCGACGAAGUUCACGCUUGGGUUAACUAUGAGUCAUUGCUGGCCAAAUGUUACGUAGGUCCUCUACGCAAUACCGCAGUUCUAAACCUGGGUUCUGGCAGUUCCAAAUCCACAUCCCCAUCGACUUUCCUGAAACCACCGACCCCGACUAGUCCCCAAUCGCUCUCAUCAAGUAACAAUAGUUUAGCUAGUCUUUCCGCUGCGUUAAAACCAAGCACUGCACUGUCGAUAGUCAGCAGUUCUAGCGACGAAAUCACCAAUAAGCUGCUUAACGUUGUGCCUCGCUUCGACUGGAUCCAAAAAACGGCCGAAGUUACGUUCAUUUUCUACACCAAAGCACUCUGCAAUCCGGCAGUGAUUGUAGAGUUCGUAAACAAUUUGGAAUUCAACGUGCGAAUAUUCCUCGAAGGAAACGUCGUAAACCGGUACCGGUUCCAGGUGUCGAGCAAUGUGCAGUGGCCUUGUAGUGUGCGACAGUCUCUGGAAACGGGAAAGGUGGAAAUUGUGUUCAAUAAACUACUGCCCGGGUUGUGGUCCGGCUACGGACAGAUGGAGCAUGAGCGGAAAGAAAACUGCGAGAUUGAACUGUUCGAGUACGACGUUGCUACGAGAAUCGCAAUCACGCACGACUCCUGUGCCCUGCUACUCCGACCAAGAAAUAACUCCCUCCUUCAGGUAACACCAAUCGGGCACCAUCUGUCCGUGUCCGCUAACAUCAACGGAGAGUACAUAACCCGAAGCUACACGCCGGUACCUGGUAUUGCUAUUCCUACCGAAUGUCCUGCGACGUUCAUUCCUCUGCUGGUCAAAACUUACCCGGACGGAGCGGGGCUAUCCAAGCAGCUUACGAAGCCGGUACCCCUGGCUACGUCCCUGCAGCUGUCACAACCAAGCGGAAACUUUUCGCUCGUAAAACUAAAGCACCAUAACCGCGUUGCCUUACUAGCCGCCGGAAGCGGCCUAACACCGAUGCUCGCCUUACUCGGCUAUCUACUAGACAGAAGCAACAAUAAAAUCGAGUCUGUGAGUUUGCUGUACUUCAAUAAAACCGAAGCGGAUAUAUGGUGCCGGGAGAUGUUGGAAAAUUUAUGCGAAAAGGACAAAAGGCUGACUGUGCUUCACUUCCUUUCGGCGUCAUCCCCAGUCGAGCCAGUACAACCGUCAAAUCUAGUGGACGAGUCUUCGGAUGGAUCAACUGCACCGGACACGAUGGCAAACGAUACAAACUCCUCCCCCUCCUCAACUCCGCCGUCCACCAGCCACCGGAGUGUAAAGCUGGCGUCAGGACGAAUAUCAAUCGAAAUCGCACAACGGCUCACCAACGUCGAUUCCCCGCUGUACGCGACCUACGUUUGCCUGUGCGGCCCGAAAGCUUUCAACGAGCUGUGCUGUCAGUAUUUGGAACAAGCCGGUCAUAACAUGGCACAUUUCCACAGCUUCCAGGGUUAAACGGAGGCAGGAGGGUGAGAAGAGUGGAUUGAUGAAAAAGAAAAACUGAUCAGGCCAUCAUCUCCUUUGCGUCUACGCUGAACCGUAAAAGCCGUAGCCAGCCUGAAUGGUACGUUCUCUCGUGUAUGUACUGAGCAGAAGAUGGAUAAUCCGUAAAUCGCUACAGUGAAUUACUGUUAAUGUUUUCCUUUUAGAGUUACUUACAACGUGGAACUGCUGCAUGCCGACUACCGACUUUUCCACCCUGAAUAAACUAAUCGAUCACCAAUCACAUAAAAAACAAACAGACUAACUACCUUCAACCGGUACAGAAAACAAAGAAAUCUAAUUAAAAAAAUAUCAACCUGAUGCUAUCAUAAAUUAAAAGUUCCCGGACACGCGACGUCGACCAAACAAAAAGUAAAUAAAUUUUGCACUCGUCCUAACUUUCCACAUUCCCAUACACCCGCGGCACACAGCCGUAAGCUAGCUAGUCAAAUGUUUACCUAACUUAAUUGAAAUUUCACCACAUCCUAAUCGAUAUUUCGUGGCCGGAAAAACCAUUAGUGAAAAUUAACGAAGAAAGUCCGAUGGUGGGGGCAGCAGCAACAGCAUAGUGGCCUUUCGUUUAUUGUCUUACGUUUCCGCUGCAAUAAAGCCAUCACUCGAUAUGUUCAAUUUCCGGUCGCCAUUUGUUAUUGGCGCUAGUCUAUUGCCAAAGUGGAAAUCGCAAAAGUCACCUUCUGCUUCAACAAAGGGUAAUAGAUAUGUGAAACAAAAUUUAUGUAUUUUAUCAAAUUUCUAUUAUAUCAACCAAUUUAUUUCAUUUAACAUCUUGUAACUGGCAAGAAAAAGAAAAAAAUUGUUCCAAAGAGAGAAGGAAAACCGAAUAAGUUUCUUUGUUUGAAUAGUUCUCUCACAUGCGUAAAUAUGGUAACCUAAUACCUGAAAAAUGUAAAUAAAUUCUCGAAGGUACGAAUAUCUUUAAAGUGGGUUGUCAUGGAUUCAUGUGCAAAAAAAAUCCUAACGACACGUUCUACAACAAAUAGAAAUAAAAUCGGAUCAUGUAAAGGUACAGAGAAAUUUUAGAGCUAAGCGAAACAAAUAUAUUUACUUUCAAGUA
This is a messenger RNA of Wyeomyia smithii (pitcher-plant mosquito), 3926 nucleotides long. RefSeq names its product cytochrome b5 reductase 4. The transcript has 6 exons. Gene Ontology annotation, molecular function: oxidoreductase activity; heme binding. Gene Ontology annotation, cellular component: endoplasmic reticulum. The coding region runs from base 824 to 2824 and encodes 666 amino acids. NCBI's taxonomy places the organism in Eukaryota, Metazoa, Arthropoda, Insecta, Diptera, Culicidae. The record is from RefSeq and is a predicted model, not a curated record. Gene Ontology annotation, biological process: superoxide metabolic process; generation of precursor metabolites and energy.